AUGCGGCUUUACACAGAUAUAACUUCUAUUAUCUCUACUGACAGGGCUUAUUCGAAGGGAGAUGGGAACCCCACACUUACAAAAGGGGUCUACAUUCAGGCUAAUAGCUUGACCCCGGAGAUGAAUUUCACCAGAAGUAAGAAUAUUCCAGACGGCACGAAGCUGCAUUCAGAUUACAUUCCAAUGAAUAGGUUCCUUUCCAUUCCAUAUACGAAAACUUCGUUCCGAAGAAGGGCAACCGACGUUUUGAAACCGGGGGCUCGAUUCAGAGGAUUCCAAACCUCGGGGACACGGGAGUAUAGUGUCGAGGUUAUGUUAUUGGAAGUGGACCUACCGAACUCCUACAUGUCUGGGACACUCACCAUUCAUAAUUUGACACCGGUGAAUAGCAUCAUCACAACUUUUUUCACUGCAGAAAUAAUUGGACCACGACAUACUUUUAUUACAAACCACGAUUCUUGGGGAUCCAGUAUUAAGAAUGACAUACAGCAUUGGGCCCGAUUCCCCAGCUGGAGGAGCCUGGAUGUGGAUCUUCUAAAAGAUUAUAAGAAUAGGGAAUGGUACCAAACAAAAGCAUUUUGUCAAAAUCAUCUCUACAUGAGAUGGAAGGAACACUAUUUAUACCCGAAUCCCGAUCAGACUGAAGUAAAGGGUGCUUCAUUUGCCGGAUUUUAUUUUAUUUCUUUUGACCGUGAAGCGGAGUCAUUCACUGGAAUAUAUUACUAUAAAACUACCGAUCGUUUCCAACAGUUGCAUUUAUCUUUUGUUCCUGACCAUGGUGUAUUUAGAAGUUAUGAAUAUUGUUAA
Molecule: messenger RNA, 807 nt
Organism: Pichia kudriavzevii
Lineage: Eukaryota; Fungi; Ascomycota; Pichiomycetes; Pichiales; Pichiaceae
Exons: 1
Coding region: 1-807 (268 amino acids)
Biological process (GO): proteasome-mediated ubiquitin-dependent protein catabolic process; protein targeting to vacuole; protein catabolic process in the vacuole
Cellular component (GO): extrinsic component of membrane; GID complex
Source: RefSeq, a predicted model, not a curated record